AUGGUUCUCAAACUUCAGCUUCGAGAUAUUUUUCAAGCUGAUCUCGAUAAGCUAUUUUGCUAUGAGACACCAGUCAUGGCACUCAUUAAAGAUCGAUAUUUAGGACUUAUAAAAAUCCUUAUCAACCUUGGAAUCCUUCUUUACUUCAUAGUCUACGUUAUCGUCAUCAUGGCAGCUUACAUAGACAACGAAUACUCAACUGGCCAAGCUAUCAUCUAUGCUUCAGGAACUGCAGUAACCCUUACAAACAGCACAGUCAGGGUUUGAGACUCUGUUGACAUUGCUUAUCCUCAAUAUGACCCGUCUCAAAUUGUUAUUUCCACGAAGGUCAGAGAGAGAAUAAGAGAAGUAAUAGGAACUUGCACUGAUUACAAUAGACAAUGCGACUCCAACUCAGACUGCAUGGAAACAGGAAACUGCACUUCAGAAGGCUUUUGUUAUGAGCCGACAUGGUGUUCUGAAUAUAACUAUACAGAUUAUGAGCUUGAUGGGGUUGAAAAUUUUUUAAUUUGGUUUCAAGGAAAUGUGGAUUUUAUAAGACUUGCUCCGGGAUAUGAAUUUUCUACAUUUGAUGAAACAGAUCCCAUUGUAUAUCCAAACAGUGGGUCUAAUUCUUAUCUUGUCAGUGACAUUCUUGAAAAAGCUGAUACCAAAUAUGAAGAUAUUAAGGAUACUGGAGCUGUGAUUAAGGUAAAGUUACAUUGGGAGUGUGAUGCGACAUGGAGUCCCAGUUGUGACCCAGAUGUAACAGCAGAAAGGGUGGAUAAUGUCACUGGAGGAGAAGCUAUUGGGUUUUAUUAUAGUCGCUACAUCUACUAUGAAGAAGAAGGAGUUAAAUAUCGAGACCACUGAAAUAGUACAGGCAUUAAAUUCGUGCUUUUAAGUACAGGAAAAGCUUAUGCAUUGACACUAAACUCGAUUAUUCUAAACUUAAGCUCAGCUGUUACUUUGACGACGAUUACACCAAGAAUCGUCGAUUUUUUGAUGCUUUAUGUGAUGCCUAACAGGCACGAGUACAGAAAGCUUAAAUUUAAAAGAACCAAAGAUCUGGACGAUGAAGCUGCAAAGCCAGGAGCUAAUCAAAACCAGCCUGCUGAAGAAGAGAAAAAAGAUGAAGACCACCAUUUCGCAGAGGGGCCGCCUUAA
Molecule: messenger RNA, 1146 nt
Organism: Blepharisma stoltei
Lineage: Eukaryota; Ciliophora; Heterotrichea; Heterotrichida; Blepharismidae
Source: the annotation of a GenBank genome assembly